Messenger RNA from Sander lucioperca (pikeperch), 3333 nucleotides. It is a transcript of the gene vps51, whose product is annotated as VPS51 subunit of GARP complex. The transcript is spliced from 12 exons. The record is from RefSeq and is a predicted model, not a curated record. Gene Ontology annotation, biological process: lysosomal transport; retrograde transport, endosome to Golgi; Golgi vesicle transport. Gene Ontology annotation, cellular component: membrane; GARP complex; EARP complex. Bases 25 to 2604 code for a protein of 859 amino acids. NCBI's taxonomy places the organism in Eukaryota, Metazoa, Chordata, Actinopteri, Perciformes, Percidae.
CACACGAGAAAUUAAGGUUUUGGCAUGGCAUGCGCAGUAGUGCACUUCCGGACAGUCAGACCGAAGUACAUUCCUAACAUAAGCUGGCCGGUUUACAGUAUGGACGGAGAGGCGGACGGCUUGGUGCAGCUGUCGGAGGACUCCGGCAGGCCGCGGAGGGUGCACGGCAUGCUGAAGCUCUACUACGGGAUAAACAAGGAAGGAAAGGCCGCGGAGCAGGCGGAGUCCCUGGAUCCCUGCGACAUCAACGGGGCGCAUUUUAACCCCGACCUUUUCCUAAACAAGCUUAGAAGGGAGUGCUCUCUUGCAGAGUUGAUGGACCAGGAGACCUGCAUGGUCAAGCAGAUCCGCUCUUUGGACAGUGACAUGCAGACGCUGGUGUAUGAAAACUACAACAAGUUCAUAUCUGCUACAGACACCAUAAGGAAGAUGAAGAAUGACUUCAAAAAGAUGGAGGAUGAAAUGGAUUGCCUGUCUGCUAACAUGUCUGCAAUCACUGAGUUCAGUGCUCGUAUCAGUGGUACUCUUCAAGACCAGCAUGAACAGAUUACAAAACUCUCAGGGGUUCACACUCUGUUAAGGAAGCUGCAGUUUCUCUUUGAACUGCCUGCUAGAUUAAAUAAGUGUCUGGAGCUGCAGGCCUAUGCUCAGGCAGUGAGAUCCCAUCGCCGUGCCCGCUGUGUGCUGCAGCAGUACAGCCACCUGCCCUCCUUCAAGGGAAUUCAGGACGACUGUCAUGCCAUCAUGGACAAGCUGGCACAGGAGCUUCGACAGAAGUUCAGGGAUGGUGGGUCAAGCGCUAAAGAUUUAUCAGAGUGUGUGGAGCUGCUGCUUCAGCUGGAUGAGCCAGCGGAGGAGCUCUGUGAUAAAUUUCUGAGCCAUGCACAGUCUCGACUUGAGACGGACCUCCAGGGUCUGGAAGCAGAGAUAAGACCGUACCCAUCUGCCCCGGCCGUGAAAGAUGCUUCUGCACCCAGGUUGUCAUCCACUGCAGCCGCUGGCUCUCCGACUGAUAACUCUCCUAAAAUGAGCACUAUACCUUCUCCCACCUCAAACACUGACAUCCUGGAAUUCAUUGACCGAGGCUGCAAUGAAUUUGUCAGCAGCUUGUGUUUAGUAAUUGCAUCCUAUCAAGAACUAUUUAUCAACCAUGCUCAGACAGGUGAACUUGCAUCCAAAAAUAUUCCUCAGAUGGCAAACGGUAAGUUGCAGGCCUUUGUGGGUGAUCUGGCUGCUCGGUAUUUCUCGCUGGUUGAGCGGAGGAUACAAGAGGAGAAAGGGGUCGGAGAUAACUCCCUCCUGGUCCGCGCACUCGACCGCUUCCACCGCAGACUUCAGGCUGUGGCCAAACUGCUGCCAGGCUCUCCUGUGCCAAACCAGGGGACUGAGAUUGUGAUACGGGCAGCUACAGAGCGAGUCAAGCAGUACCUCUCUGCCCUGCAGAGCUUCUACAUGGACAGCUUGACAGACGUGAGGCAGGCCCUGGCGACACCUCGGCUCUCUGUGGUCAGUGCUUCAGGGGCUGGAGGCGGAGCUCUUCUAGGGGGUUCGGCCUCCAGCAGAGAUGCUCCGAACAGCCUGCCAGAGCUGCUCUCCUCGCUGUCAGCCUCUAUUCUCAAUCAGAUCAAGUCAGUGUUGGCAUCAGUGCAUCUCUUCACAGCUAAAGACAUUGCAUUCUCCAACAAGCCGUACUUUAAGGGUGAAUUCUGCAGCCAGGGUGUACGUGAGAGCCUGGUGGUGAGCUUUAUAAAGUUUGUGUGCCAGUCUUCUCGCCAGUUUUGUGAGAGUGCAGGCGACAAGGGAGGUUCGACUCCUCCGGCCCUUCUGUUGCUGCUGUCUCGCCUCUGCUUGGACUAUGAAACCUCUACUAUCUCUUACAUACUCACUCUCACAGAUGAACAGUUUCUUGUGCAGCACCACAGUCCCGUAACACCCGUCACAACUUUAUGUACAGAAGCCAGAGAGGCAGCACAGAAACUGCUGAACCAUUAUGUAAAGGUCCAGGGCCUAAUUAUCUCCCAAAUGUUGCGAAAGAGCGUCGAAACACGAGACUGGGUUAACACCAUCGAGCCACGAAACGUCCGCGCUGUGAUGAAGAGAGUAGUAGAGGACACCACCUCGAUUGACGUGCAGGUUGGUCUUUUGUAUGAAGAAGGUGUGAGGAAAGCACACAGCAGUGACUCCAGCAAAAGGACUUUCUCCGUCUACAGCAGCUCGAGGCAGCAAGCCCGCUAUGCUGCCAGCUACACUCCAAGUGCGCCCAUGGAUACUAAUCUACUGAGCAACAUACACAAGCUGUUUUCUGAGAGGAUUGACAUCUUCAGCUCAGUGGAGUUCAACAAGGUCUCCGUGAUAACAGGAAUUAUCAAAAUCAGUUUAAAGACGUUCCUGGAGUGUGUCCGUCUGCGCACCUUUGGCCGUUACGGGCUGCAGCAGAUCCAAGUUGACUGCCAUUACCUGCAGAUGUACCUGUGGCGGUUCGUCUCCGAUGAGAACCUUGUACACUUCCUGCUGGAUGAGAUAGUGGGGAGCUCCGCCCACCGCUGCCUGGAUCCCGCCCCGAUGGAGCAGAGUGUGAUCGAAGUCAUCUGUGAACGGGGUUGAAGCUCAAAGUGCAGCACAGCCAGCUAGUCUUCAAACAUCAUUGAAUUGUGCAUCUAAAUGUAAUCCUCUCUUUUACAUCAUUACUGUUAAUGUUAGAUGUAAUGCUCCAGAUUCAAAUUACACUGAAAAAAUGGCAUAGGCAUAACACUUUUAAUACUGUAAGAAUAUUAAUAAAUCUUUCAACACUAAAGAAAAUCAAACAUUUGGCUGUUAUGUUGUUGAGAAGAUUGACUGACAGUGAAUUUGGGACAGAUCUACAUUACAUUCCAUGCACAAAGUGCACAUGAGCCUCUAGUACUUGGGUUUAAUAUUAUAAUAGCCAUUUACAAACCAUCGAAUAUGAGCAGAGACAACCCCUUUCAUGUCCACUAUCGGCAAAGAUAGAAAAAAUUGAAUUAUCCAUGAUACAAGAAAAACCUUUUAGCACAUGUUCCCCUUGAAAGUAAUGCGUUUCAUGUGAAUACAAAAUAUGAAUGACGAAAGAGUAAAAGUUGUGUCCCGCAUGUAUUAAUACAUUCUUUUAGGGCUAUUUUGCUUAAUAAUUUGCAAUCUGACUGUCAUCUGAUUAUGUAACCUGUGUCUAACACUAAAGUAACUACAGAAGAUUAACUGUUUAUCUUGAAGGUUAGUUGAUUCUGUUUUCUGUGUAUAUCUUCCACAGAUAAACACUAUGUCUAGGAAUGGUUGUGUGUAUGUCUACAAUAAAAGUGCAUUAAUGUAAGAUUCAAA